CUCCAGGUUGCAGUAUGCGGAAUGGGAAGCUUUUUCCUUGGGUUAGCGGCUGACAGCACUGUUGUAAAAACUGAGGGGAGGGGUUCUGCAGGAACACUAUCAGACUGAGACGAGCACUGCACCGCCGCCUUCUUUUUUGCAGGGUCUCCAACAUUCAACAAGAGAAGCUUUUAGCUCCAGAGGUCAAACUAUCGGGGCUUUUUUUUCCUUCCGAGACUUCUGUGGAAAGCACUUAGACGCAGGGGGGAUUAUAAUAGGAGUGUUCUGCAAAAAAAGCAGCAAGAUACCAAAGUAGUUGUUUUUUAUUUUACCCAAUGACAUAGAUUGCAGAGAAAGCAAGAACGCAGUUUCGUCGAGGCUAAACAGGUUUACUGUUCUAAAGGCAACAGAGUAAUUAGGAACAACUGGGGACAAUGACCGAAAAGGAAUCCGUGAGCGACAUCGGUACUGCAGAUUCGGUUUUUUCUGCAUACUCGUCUCCUGCUAAAAGUCUGGGGGAUCCUGGAAUCACACCCCUGUCUCCCUCGCAUUCUUUGAAAGACUCAGACCAAAAUGUCCCUGCCCAGCAGUCUUACGUUGUGGUCGUGGCUAUUGAUUUUGGCACCACAUCCAGUGGUUAUGCCUACAGCUUCACUAAAGAGCCGGAGUGUAUUCACAUUAUGAGACGAUGGGAGGGUGGGGACCCUGGAGUGUCCAAUCAGAAGACCCCCACCACCAUCCUGCUGACUCCGGACGGGAAGUUCCACAGCUUUGGAUACGCUGCUCGGGACUUCUACCAUGACCUGGACCCCAGCGACUCCAAACACUGGCUGUACCUGGAGAAAUUCAAAAUGAAUCUGCACACCACCAGCACUCUAUCAACAGAGACAGAACUGCUGGCGGCCAACGGGAAAAAAGUCAAAGCGCUCGACAUCUUUGCAUACGCACUGCAGUUCUUUAAGGAGCAGGCACUAAAGGAGCUGAGUGACCAGGUAGGCUCAGAGUUUCACAGCUCUGAUGUGCGAUGGGUGAUCACUGUACCAGCCAUUUGGAAGCAGCCAGCAAAGCAGUUCAUGAGGCAAGCUGCUUAUAAGUCUGGACUGGUAACCUCUGACAACCCAGAGCAGCUAAUCAUCGCCCUGGAGCCAGAGGCCGCCUCUAUCUACUGCAGAAAGCUCCGCCUCCACCAGAUGAUUGACCUGAGCUCCAAGACAGUAUUCAAUGGCUGCAGCCCGACUGAGACCAUAGGAACUGGUAUGACACAGGCCAAGGAAGUCGUCCGACGUAACCGGCAGAGCCGCACCUUUUUGGUGGAGAAUGUCGUAGGAGAGCUCUGGUCAGAGCUGGCUGAAGGCGACCGCUAUGUAGUGGUUGACUGUGGUGGGGGCACAGUGGAUCUGACUGUCCAUCAGAUUAGACUGCCUGAAGGACAUCUAAAGGAGCUAUACAAGUCCUCAGGCGGUCCUUACGGUUCUAUAGGUGUAGACUAUGAGUUUGAAAAGCUGCUGUGCAAGAUCUUCGGGGUGGAUUUUAUUGACCAGUUUAAGAUCAAGCGGCCUGCAGCCUGGGUGGAUCUGAUGAUUGCAUUUGAGUCACGGAAGAGAGCGGCGGCUCCCGAGAGAACCAGUCCUCUCAACAUCAACCUGCCCUUCUCCUUCAUCGACUACUACAAGAAGUUCAGAGGGCACAGCGUGGAGCACGCCCUUCGCAAGAGCAACGUAGAUUUUGUGAAAUGGUCUUCCCAAGGAAUGCUUCGGAUGAAUCCGGAUGCAAUGAACGCUCUCUUUAAAUCCACAAUAGACCACAUUAUCCAGCACAUCAGUGAUCUGUUUGAGAAGCCUGAAGUGAGCGACAUCAAGUUCCUGUUCCUAGUCGGAGGUUUCGCUGAGUCUCCUUUACUCCAGCACGCCAUUCAGACCAUGCUGGGAGGCCGCUGUCGCAUCAUCGUCCCCCAUGACAUGGGGCUGACCAUCCUGAAGGGAGCCGUGCUGUUUGGCCUGGACCCCUCAGUGAUCAAGGUGCGCCGCUCCCCUCUCACUUAUGGUGUUGGUGUCCUCAACAGGUACAUGGAGGGGAAGCACCCACCGGAGAAAAUGCUUUUGAAGGACGGCACUCGCUGGUGCACUGAUGUCUUCGACAAGUUCAUCUCAGCCGACCAGUCGGUGGCCCUCGGGGAAACGGUCAAGCGCAGCUACACCCCGGCCAAACCGUCCCAGCUGGUCAUUGUGAUCAACAUCUACUGCUCGGAGGUAGAUGACGUCUCUUUCAUCACAGACCCCGGGGUUAAGAAGUGUGGCACUCUGCGACUGGACCUUACAGGGACAGAGCCCUCCUCUGCUCCAGUCCGGAGGGAGAUCCAGACCCGUCUGCAGUUUGGAGACACUGAGAUCAAGGCUAUGGCACUUGAUAUCGCCACCUCCAGAUGUGUUAAGGCCAGCAUUGAUUUCCUAAAUUAUUAAUCCUGUAUUCAUUUAACCGCACGCAACUCACACACUGAGAACCUGGAACACCUGGAGAAUACCAAGGAGUCUUAGUGCAGUAGUCAAACAAAUAAGUAUGCCUCAAAGUGAUGUGAUUCGUCAGCAGUUCAAAAUGAUAAUAUCUACUAUUGCAGCCCAAUUGGCUUAGGACUGAUUUAAAGAUGCAGCUAACUGCAGUCUUGUUUUACACUUAAAUAGAAUGUCUUUAUUGGUGUUCUGCUGUCUGUGAAAGAAACUUGAAAGCCAUGCUUGUUUACAUUCUCCAGAGCUAUGUAGUUGUAGUUGUAGGGGUCCAAGCUUCCUACCUCCUAGAAGUGGGGUGUUAAAAUACUAAUAGUCCAUAUUUCAAAAUUGUGUGUUUUGUUAUAAUAAUGAACAGGCUACAUCUGUAGACAUGUUACAUAUAAAGCAUUCUGGAAAAAUUAUGUAACUGGGAGUAUAGAUACCACAUACCUACUUACGACACUAACACACUGAAGAAAAUCAUACACUGCAAAUGAAUAUAACACCUUGAAAAAUGUACUGCUUAGGCUAAUGCAACUGGAAUGAAAUCUGUCUUUUCAGGCGCUAUUACUGUAUUUCAUCUUCACCCUCUGUAAAAAGCUUGGUUAUCAAUAUAUGCACAUUGCUAUGAAAUUAGUCUUUGAAAUCCUAGAAUGUGAAAUGUUUCAAAAGUAAAUAGGAAAACCAAAAGCUAACUAAAGAAUGCUGCUAGCUGAACCUGCCUCAAUAUUUUCAUAUAGCCAUAGCAAUACGCUUUUGCUUUUUUUUUGCUUUUUAUGCUUGUGGAAAAUUGCCACUAUUUAAAUAGCUAUUUGUUACAUUAUGUUAUAUUCCAGAGUUCAAUAUACUGAAGAACAUUGGAGUUGAUAUAUAAUAAAAUACUUAUUUUAAUUGUAAUGUAUAUACACAUUUUAAAAUAUUGUACAGAUUUUUGUUUUGUUAGCAGCUUACAGAUUUGAGAAUAUGCUGGCUAAUGUGAAUAGUUUUCUGUUGUUUCAUUGUCACCAGCCUGUGUGUCAAAAUCUAAAAAAGUUAGAAAGUGAUAUAUGCAAUUUUAAAAGUCGGUAUGAUCCAACUGUAAGACAUUUUAAUAAAUUGCUGUGUCCUUAUAAAACUGAAAGGCCUUAUUUUAUAGGAGUAUGGUAGGUCAGUGGUGUAUUGAAACCAUGAUUGAUUUGUAUUGUAUGUGUGUCUAUGUGAGCUGUCCAGCUUAACUAAAAACUAAAACAUGUAUUAGCAUCUCAUUGCAAUUAUGUAUGUAAUCAGAAACAGCACAUCAAGUGUAUUACUGUUUGGAAGGAAAACUACUUACAGACAAUCAGAGAACACCACAUAUUAUGUAUUCUUACCUGCUGAUACUUUGGGCCAUAUUUUCAAAACUUUUACUCCAGUCUUUAAUUAACUACCUUGAAAAAGAGGUAAAACACCUGUUACUUCUACAAAACUAGAACCAAACAACUAAGUUGUAUAUUUCAAGGUCUUUUAAACAUGCUCAAUAGGGUUUUGUUUUUCAAUUUGGAAUGCUAACUUGAUUUUGUUUCUCCUUUCAAAAAAAUAGGAGGUAAUUAAAGGACGGAGGAAAUGCUUUGAAAAUAUGGCCCUUCUCCUUUUGUCAUUGUCCCAUUGUUUUGUUUAUGCUGUUAAAUGUCGCUCUCUAGGGAAUAAACCUCUUGACAAAUCAUCCUGUUUUCAGUGGGCUACUCAAGGACAGCAGUUCCCUUGGUUACAGUACAACAAACACCAUUCACAAUACAAUUUCCUAGUAUAUACAGACAUGAAAAUCAGUGCAAACCGUUUAAACAAAAGAGUUACACCCUUGGCAAAGCGAUUCUCUAAGCUUCUCUCUAAAAACAGACUGGCUAAAAUCAGACUUGCUGAUAAAUUCUUAACACUGGACAUUGCAUUGUUCCAAUCUUUAGCAGGACUGUGUUCAGAACCCUUGGUUGUUCAUGGCAGACUUUGGAUUUCAACUAGAGUACAAUAAAGAAUCAGCUAUUCUGGUGCCUGAUUACGGAUCACUUAAAAAAACAAACAAAAAAAACAAAAACUAGUGAGGUUUUCUUCUUCCAGCCUUAUUCAGCCAGAUAAGUUGGUUGUACACUACACAGUGCUUUGCUAGUAAUUUACAACUGAGAAAAAACUCUACACAACCUAUUUAAAUAGUAGUGUUGUCUGAGUUACAUGAUAGUGCACAACACAACAUCACGAUAGUCACAUUUUAGAAAAGGUAACUAGGUGAUAAUUGUUCUCCUAGUUCUUUGUGAUUAAGAUUUGACCGUGUAUAAUGUAUCUAAUGUACAAAUUAAUUCUACCAACAACUGAGUGAUGAUAUUGAAAAUGGAAUUACUUAAACCUGGCUACAGAUGAAUGCUGAAGCUCCAAGAGAGGCGACACCAAUCUGUGAGCCAUCUAAUUGCAUCAAUUACAUCAAUGUAUUGUAAUAGGCAAAUUCAGGAAGAAAUCCUCUAGCCCUAUUUUUGUUUCCUGACUGAAAAAAAAAUGACUGCAGAGCAUGUUCACUAUCAAUA
Polyodon spathula (Mississippi paddlefish) is the source of this 4990-nucleotide messenger RNA. Its product is annotated as heat shock 70 kDa protein 12A-like. The record is from RefSeq and is a predicted model, not a curated record. Lineage: Eukaryota; Metazoa; Chordata; Actinopteri; Acipenseriformes; Polyodontidae. Bases 414 to 2438 code for a protein of 674 amino acids. The transcript has 12 exons.